This is a messenger RNA of Aspergillus clavatus NRRL 1, 3762 nucleotides long. Its product is annotated as DEAD/DEAH box helicase. The transcript is spliced from 4 exons. NCBI's taxonomy places the organism in Eukaryota, Fungi, Ascomycota, Eurotiomycetes, Eurotiales, Aspergillaceae. The record is from RefSeq and is a predicted model, not a curated record. Bases 1 to 3762 code for a protein of 1253 amino acids. Gene Ontology annotation, molecular function: ATP-dependent chromatin remodeler activity; ATP binding. Gene Ontology annotation, cellular component: cytoplasm.
AUGGCGACUCUCGCGCCUGAUGCAUCCAUCGAGGAACUUGAUGAUGAUCUCCAACUGCAUCUAGUCAUCCUGCAGAGUCUCGAGGAGCAAAGGCCAGAUGCAAUCGAAGAAAUACAGGAAAUUCUCGGCGUUAUUCAAGAUCUGCAGACGCGCCUGACGAUACUUCGUGGGGAACCCCGAACCCCUGCCGAAGUAAACCCGCGGUCGACCCGUUUGAGUACUUCUUACCCAGAUUUGGCGCUGGCACAGCUGGACGGUGCUGGCGACGUAUGGGAACCCAUGAGCCCUCCUCGAUGGGGGAGCUCUGCUAUGUCCCCUCCGAGACAGCCGCCUCAGCCUCGUCUGCGGCAGCAAUCCAGCGUAGGUGGCUUCCAGGAGUGUUGGUCUCGAGAGCACGCACAUGGUGAUACUAAUGGCAUCAAGAAUCCGGGGUCCUAUGAUGAUGAUGACCUGGAUCGGCCGGCGAUGUCUUCUAGUGCAAGUGUUGCAUCUAGCUCUGCCAUAUCCCCACCCAGACAGUCGUCGCACUCGCGCCAACAGACCGGUGCAGGCCGUGCAGGCCGUUCGUUAGGAAGUUUGGCUAUUCGAAAACGUACGCGGGAUGAUCUUAGCUCGGAUGGGUCAGUACCAUUGCACAAACGGAUCUCAAGCAACAGACGUCCGUCUACUUCAAGCACCGCGUCUGCUCACAGUCAAAGGGAAGGCCAGCCAGCAGAUGACGACAUCGAGGGGUUGAGACGCCUUUUAGGCCUAGACAAUGACGACACGCUACGAGCGCUCCAGGAGGAGCAGAGACAAGCGGAGCAAUGGCUUGAGGAGCGAAGGGAACAGGAGCGCCGAGAUGAGGAGUAUGCUCGUAUGCUCACAGAUGGGCUGUAUGAACCGCCCCGUCCAGCUUCUGCUCGCAGCACUACCUCCACGCACUAUUCAGGAUCCUCCAUUCCUUUCCCUCCCGAUGGCCCAGCGACAAACCAGCGUGAGACAGAAACACCCUUCAAUCUCACUCAACGUCGUUCUGGCGAUAGGCAACCAUCGGAGCUCUCCCAUCCAUCAAAUGGGAUCUCAUCCUCUGGUCCAGGCCGUGCGGGAGCACAUCAUCACCCUAUCGUGACAAUUGGCGACAGUGAUGAUAGUGAUAUAGCCGAGAUUACUCCCCGGGAUUUCCAGCAUCAUAGGGCAGCGUCUAGCAUUCAUUCAGCUCGAUACUUAGCUCCCAACUAUCGGGCUGGUCCAAGUUACUCCCCCAACCGUCAGGGCCUGGGACCUCGUUCUCCGGGAAUGCUACCUCCAACUUCAGAACGUGGUGCCAUGUUUAUUCCUGGUUCGGUCUAUGGGCCCAAUGUCUUGCAAAGUACCAUGGCAAGGCUUAAUGCCAGCAGACAGAUGUUGGAACAUGCAGGACGAUCGAUUGUCGAGGGGUUUUCCUCCUACUUUUCGCCGUCCGGCUCUUCCAAGCUUCCCGGUGGGUAUCCUUAUGGCUACGAUCCCUCGAUGAGUCACUACUACAAUGAUUUUAAUGAGCCUGCCGUGGAUCCCAAACAAGUCAAUGAAGAGAUAAAACAACUGCUGGAAACAAUUAGGCCCGACUCUGAACUCGCUAAGGAAAAGCGUGAAGGCACUCCCGAAGCACUCAGGUAUACUCUGCUGGAGCACCAGAAGUUAGGCUUGGCAUGGAUGAAGUCAAUGGAGGAGAGUGACAAGAAAGGGGGUAUUCUCGCUGACGACAUGGGCUUGGGUAAGACCAUACAAGCCAUUGCUCUCCUGGUGUCCCGCCCGUCAACAGAUCCAGAGCGGAGACCUACUUUGAUCAUCGCCCCUGUUUCUUUGAUGCAGCAGUGGAAGCGGGAAAUCCAGAAAGCUGUGAAACCUGGCAGGCAUCAGCUCUCUGUCUAUGUCUUACACGGAGAAAAGCGGACAGUUGGUUGGAGAGAUUUGAAAAAUCAUGAUGUGGUCCUUACUACAUUUGGAACCUUGUCCUCGGAGUUGAAGCGCAGAGAAAAGUACGACGAACUACAAGGUUCUGGUGCAAAUAAUGAGGCUUCAUGCAGGACUUUGGCGAAGAGUCUACCAUGUCUUGGGCCUGGCAGCACAUGGUACCGCGUCAUCAUUGACGAGGCUCAGUGCAUCAAAAAUCGGAGGACGAAAUCUGCCCUUGCCUGUUGCCGCCUGAAUUCUACCUACCGCUGGUGUAUGAGCGGGACGCCCAUGAUGAACAGCGUCGAAGAGCUACAGUCGUUGUUGAGGUUUCUUCAAAUUCGGCCUUAUUCCAGUAUUGACCGCUUCAACAAGGACUUCACAACACCACUCAAAAGUGGGAACGAGGAGAUGCGUGGAAAGGCUAUGAAACAGCUUCAGGUGCUCUUGAAGGCGGUUCUUCUCAGGCGGACCAAGACAUCGAAAAUCGAUGGCAAACCUAUUCUGGAGCUCCCCCCAAGGGUUUCAGAGAAGGUACAUGCGGUGUUCAGCGAGGACGAACAGGCGCUAUACAAUGCGCUUGAAAGCAAGACCAAACUGCAGUUCAACAAGUAUUUGAAGGCCAACGCGGUGGGCAGGAAUUACUCCAAUAUUCUUGUUCUGCUUCUUCGACUCCGACAGGCAUGCUGCCAUCCGCAUUUGAUGACCGAUUUUAGUGUGGAGGCGACUAGCAAUACAGACGAGGUGGACUUUGUCGCUAAUGCCAAAGCAUUCAGCAGUGACGUGGUGGUUCGGCUCAAAGAGAACGAAAAUCUCGAAUGUCCCAUCUGCAUCGACGCAGUCGACAAUCCGAUCAUCUUCUUUCCUUGCGGUCACAGCGCAUGUGCUGAAUGUUUCUCAAGGAUGACGGAUCCAUCGGUUGCUGUUCAGAGAGGUGAAGAUGGCUCUGUCGAGAUUAAGUGCCCCAAUUGCCGCGGCAAAGUGGAUCCUAAGAAAGUUACCGACCAUCAAACUUUCAAGAAGACUUACUUUCCGGACUCCGACGAUGGUGACGAGGUUGGGCUGCUUAAGCCUCUUGUGGAGGAAGAGGAAAAUGAUGAGAGCGAUGACGAUAGUGACGAUGAUGGCAGCCUGUCUCGAUUUAUCGUUGACGACGAGGACAACGAAUCUGGCGCGGGUUCUUCCAAGAAACCCAUGAAAAAGAAGGGAAAGAAGGCCAAGAAGACCCGAAAGACGCUUGCGGAGCUGAAGAAGGAAGCAUCUAAGAACCAAAAGUCAAAGAAGAAGUACCUUCGUCGACUGGAGAAGACUUGGGUCACCAGUGCGAAGAUCGAAAAGACUCUUGAGAUCCUACAGGAGAUCGGGAACCGCGAUGACAGCGAGAAGACCAUCAUCUUUAGCCAGUUCACCUCGCUGCUUGACCUGCUCGAGGUCCCCAUCGCUCGUCGGGGCUGGGGCUACCGCCGCUACGACGGCAGCAUGAAACCCGCUGAUCGUAACUCCGCCGUCCUAGACUUCACUGACAAUGCAGACUGCAAGAUAAUGCUGGUCUCUCUGAAGGCCGGCAACUCCGGGCUGAACCUCGUUGCAGCGUCUCAGGUUAUCAUCUUCGAUCCAUUCUGGAACCCCUACAUCGAGGAGCAGGCCAUCGACCGCGCUCACCGUAUCGGGCAGCGACGGGAGGUCCAGAUCCACCGAGUUUUAGUGCAGAAAACAGUCGAGGACCGUAUCCUUGAACUUCAAGACAAGAAGCGCGAGCUCAUUGAGGGUGCGCUGGACGAGAAGGCCUUGAAGCAGGUGUCCCGCCUGGGUACCAGAGAGCUGGCGUACCUAUUCGGCGUCAACUAG